Messenger RNA from Ilex paraguariensis (yerba mate), 1562 nucleotides. The record is from the annotation of a GenBank genome assembly. NCBI's taxonomy places the organism in Eukaryota, Viridiplantae, Streptophyta, Magnoliopsida, Aquifoliales, Aquifoliaceae.
AUGAAAACAACCGACUGCUGUACAAAAACAGCAGCAGCAGAGGGCAGUGAUGAGAUCACAAAGAUCUUUAAUCUCCCUUCUGACCAAACACUGCCACCCGACCGCCUUGGCUUCGACCGCCCCAGCAAAGCCGUGGAUUGGCUCAUCAAAAAGGCCAAACCCGCCAUAGACGAGCUCGCGGAGCUACCCGCAUGGAAUCCCAUUACUGCUUCAAUAGCAACUCCGAAUAUUGACCAAAACCAAGGUCAAAAUCAGCAAGAAGAUCAUUUUCAGCAGCUUCGUAUCCUCCACCGCGAUGUGGUGGAUACCAUUACCGGUCCUUCUAGCAACGCAGGCGACGAGAACAGCUCGAGUUUUUUGCCACCAUCUUUGGAUUCUGAUGCCAUUGCUGAUACUAUUAAGUCUUUCUUCCCAAUGGUUACUUCAACGGAGACCAAUUCGUCUGCAAUUCAGUUUCAUGGCUUUCCACCACCGGAUUGCAAUUUGCUAUCAAGACCCAGGAAUCAGAGCCAAGAUCUGAGGCUCUCUCUUCAGUCUUUUCAAGAUCCCACUUUUCUCCACCACCAUAACCAACAAACUCAGCAUCAGCAUUCCACAAAUCACAGUGAACAAGCACUUUUCUCUGGAACAACCCCACUUGUGUUUGAUGGGGCAAAUUGGUCCGAGACCCAGAGAAUGGUGGCUUGGAAUGGUGGUGGAGACACUGCUAGUGGUGGUGGUGGUGGAGGAUUUAUCUUCAAUUCACCACCAACGCCGCCGUUGUUCGGCCAAACACAGCAGUUUUAUCAGAGGGGACCCCUUCAGUCCAGUAACACACCUUGGGUUCGUGCUUGGAUGGACCCGUCCGCCAUUGCUAUCAGCAACUCUGAUCAUCAUCGGCAAUAUCAAACAGUACUACCCAUCCAUCCAUCUUCAAUGUCUGGCAUUGGAUUUGCCUCUGGAGUAGGCGGAUUCUCCGAUUUUCGUAUUCCAGCACGAAUCCAAGGUGAAGAAGAGGAACACGACGGCAUUUCCGACAAGCCGUCCUCUGCUUCCUCCGAUUCUCGCCAUUGAUUUAGCUCAAAACUGAAACUUUCUCCCUCUCUCUAGCUAAAAGGAAAUAAUCCGUACGUAGUCUGCAAGAGCAACCAAGAACAGGCAGUUUGCUGACGUUGGAGCUGUUAAUUGGAUUGAGUCAAGCAAGGGGGGAGAGUUUUCAGUCAAUUUAUCCAGUGGCCACUACCGCGUGGAAGAAGAAUUCUGAGUCUGUUUCAGGUUUUCUGAUUGCGGUUUGCUAUUCAAUUUUACUGUCUAUGCUUUAAUUUUGCUUUCAAAUUCGAGUGGGCUAUCACAGCUCAACUUUUUGAGUCUCUGUGGGUUGCUUUGUGUUUUGUUGCUAGACUUUGAUGUUGCGACUGUUUGCUUAAUUUUUCAGUUCCUGAGUUAGGACUAUGAGAAAGUACUAUUAUGUUAUGAUCAAGUUCACUUAUUUCCACUACUUAAAACAGAUCUGUGAUCCCAAAUCUGGCACUGGUUUCUCAUAGAAAUGCAAUACUAGAUGGAGAAAGGCCAGAUAAUUUGAC